Fonticula alba is the source of this 882-nucleotide messenger RNA. RefSeq lists its product as hypothetical. Lineage: Eukaryota; Rotosphaerida; Fonticulaceae. The transcript has 4 exons. The record is from RefSeq and is a predicted model, not a curated record. The coding region runs from base 155 to 538 and encodes 127 amino acids.
CUCGAGCGCCAGGCUAGGGGAGAGCCCCGGGUAUAAGCUCUUCUGCCAUUUGCUGAGCAAUCACUUGAGCUCCUUUGUCCCCCUCCCUCGCCCUUUGCACUCUCGCUUCGCCCGCGUCUCUUUGCGUCCCCGCCCCAUCCCGCCUGAAGCCAGCAUGUCCAUCACGUCGCUAUUCUUCAGUGUCCUGGCCGUGGCCAUGGCCGGCCUUGGUCUCGCCGGUGGCAUCGUCAAGGCCAUCGAUGGUGCCGACAACGACCGCGGCUACUCGCAGGUCAUCAUCGGUGUGGUGAUUUGUAUCAUCUGCCUAUUCCAUGCAUUGGUAGAAAUCUACCAAAUGCAAUGGGUGAAGAAGUACUUCACCUUCCUGACCUCCACCUGGUGGGGGAAGGGCAUCCUCAUCACCAUGUACGGUCUGCUGAUCUUGGAUCGUCCCAAGUACACGUUCACUUUCGUGGCAGGGAUCAUUCUCAUCGUGGCCGGCAUUGUGUAUGGUCUGCUCGCCUUCACGAAGGUCGACAAGCCGGAUGCCAUCAUCUGAGCCAAAGAAAGGGAGAGCGAGAGAGCACCGUGCGGUGCGUGCGCCCCGAGCACAGCAGCGCAUGGUGCAGCAGGGCGAGCGGACACCGUCUGUGCGUGGGUGCGCGCGCGCGCGCGCUCGCCACCGCCCUCUCGGCCCGCCCCCGCGCCCUGCCUCUCGCGCCCGCGCCCGGGCUUUGGUGUAUCCUCUGGCAGACGCGCCCUCGCGCACGCGCCUUCCCCCCCUGUAUGCGCGGGCGCGUGAGUGUCUGCCAUGACGAAUGUCGUGUCCCCUCGCGCCUCUCUUUUUGCGUGCGAGUCGAUAAAAAAGAGCGAGAAACCGGCCCCAGCCACACACCCCCCCCC